This is a messenger RNA of Myxozyma melibiosi, 1132 nucleotides long. RefSeq names its product membrin. The coding region runs from base 298 to 975 and encodes 225 amino acids. Gene Ontology annotation, molecular function: SNARE binding; SNAP receptor activity. The transcript has 3 exons. Gene Ontology annotation, biological process: endoplasmic reticulum to Golgi vesicle-mediated transport; vesicle fusion. NCBI's taxonomy places the organism in Eukaryota, Fungi, Ascomycota, Lipomycetes, Lipomycetales, Lipomycetaceae. Gene Ontology annotation, cellular component: ER to Golgi transport vesicle membrane; SNARE complex; endoplasmic reticulum membrane. The record is from RefSeq and is a predicted model, not a curated record.
AGAGCACAGAAUGGCAUCAAACAAACCGAUAAAUAUUCACUGUUUGACAAUCCAGCUCUGAGUUAGACCCUCAAGGACACCAAAAUCAAAGCAGAGCAGAAUUCUUUGAGUCUAUGCAAGGUGCAUCUGUGGACUUCAUUGAAUUAAGAUACCGUGACAUCUGCAACACGUCUGCAAUCCAACUACAGGCCACGAUUACACAAUUGACCCAGCAACCCCAGAUUUCACAUACUUUCGGCCUCUACACAAGCCAUAUUAGCUCCUAAUUCCAAUUCUACUUGAUAGGAGUACUUUGUGAUGAACUCAUUGUUCAAUCAUGCGCUGAAGCAAUCGCAGUCGCUAAAACGCGACAUUGAGACGUUUGCCAGUUCACCAGGCACAACAAGUCUUGGGCUCCAAGGUCAGAUAUCAGCAACGCUCGCGACAUUACAGCGAACGAUAGAAGAGUACGAUGCCGUUGCUCGCCGCGAGCUUGUGCCAGCUAAACAGGACAAGGCAUUUGCGCGGAUCCGCAAUUUCCGGUCAGAAAUAGCAGACGCGCGCACGCAGUUUGAGAAGCUAAAACGAGAGCGCGAGGAGGUGCUCAAUACUCAAAAUCGCACGGAGCUUUUAGGGCGGCGGCCGCAUGCUACCGCGACUCCGGAUAAUCCGUACGGGAUGGGGAAUAAUUCAUCUACAGGGAUCUCAGAUAGCAUACCUGCUGCUGCGAUUCCGCGCGAGUUCAUCCAGCGGACUGGGGAUCAGCUUGACGAGUUUAUCGAGCGCGGACGAAGUGUACUGGGGGAUCUGGUUGAGCAGCGAAAUAUGCUCAAGUCGACGCAGCGCAAGCUUUACAGCGCUGCUAAUACUCUUGGUAUAUCGAAUGAUACUAUAAAGUAUAUCGAGAGACGGGCACAGCAGGAUAAGCUGGUAUUUUGGGGAGGUGUGACAAUGGUGGUCGUUGCCUUCUAUCUUAUAAUAAGGUGGUUGAAGUGAUGACGUUAAUGUAUAAACCGGAGCAAUCAUCAUCUGAUCUCCUCUAAUCAUGAACAGAAAAGAAGCACAUGGCUUGUCAUAUUCGCUAUAGAUUUACAUAAAACAGUAUCGAUACAACCAAAACUCCUAACGAGACCCAAAUGUGGCUCGUCUCAAG